GUAGACAGCGCGCGUGGUGGCGACAUCACGCGUGUAGAGCUUUACGCUCAACAAUUUAAUUACGAAGUUUACUUACGUUUAGUCUUACUUGUGUUUUAUAUUUUUAUACAUAAAUAAACGUGUGUAUUGUGGCCUAUGGGGUGAUUUCAGUGUCGGUCUUGUGUCUCGCUCUGUUGUGUCGGAUCAAAGGAAAAGGAAGCUUUAUUAGUGCAGGAUUGUUUUGUUAUCGUACUUUUCUUCGGUGUCCCUUUUGGAGUGAAUUGGGGAAAUAAAAUCACUUCGAUAUCUUGUGCAUACAAGAACAUCACUAGUCUCGUAAACGGCCGCCCACAGAGCGAUAACGAACAUCCCGUGCAGAGUGAAAUUAAUCUGGUUCACGCAUCACGGUAGACGGAAACCGCACGAUAACGUGCUAUGAGGAAACAUUAGAAGAAUGCCUGCCAAUGCUCAAUGUAUCGAAACCUAAGCUUUAAAUACGAAACGAAAUGGACAUCCCGGAGCCAAAUUAUCGAUAUUUCAAAAACGAAAAGUCAAUGAGACAUUCCACUAUCGGGAUUUCAAUGACCGAUGUAGAAAGUAGAAUACCAAAUAUGGUUCAAUGCGAGCUCGAAAACGAAUGUUCUGGUGUGUGUCGAAGAAGAUCGAUUAUCAAAGACGUAAAUGGUGAAACAAAGAUGGCCGCCGGGGUCGAUUUAAAAUUCAGAAGUGGGAGAGUGUGUGCGGGGACAUUUAGGACAAUGUGGGUGCGUUUGUGUGUUGUUGUUGUGCUAAUGUUGUUGUUGGUCGAAGUAAGAGGCGCCCCUUCAAGGAGUCGAACGGGGAGGAGUGCAUAUCAGAAGAAUCCGCGGAGCUACCUUGAACAAUUUGGCUACUUGAAGAGAGGUCAACCAGAAGUCGGCAACCUUUUGAUGGGGGAUGUCUCGCAGUCUUACGAAGAUGAAUUUAGGAUUGCGAUCAAGACAUUGCAAGAAUUCGGAGGAAUCAAGGUAACAGGUGAAAUAGACGAAGCAACCAAAGAGCUGAUGAUGAAGAAGCGGUGUGGGCGACCCGAUCGAGAGCCGGGUGAUGAAAAUGGGAGGAGGAAAAAGAGAUUCGCGGUGCAGGGUGAGAAGUGGAAACAUACGAAUUUGACUUGGAGUUUGUCGCAAGUACGCCGACCAUCCCUGUUGAACCCGCACGAGACGAGGGCUGUCCUGGCUCGAGCCCUGGACGUAUGGCAACAGGCUUCCAGACUCACCUUCACAGAAGUUAACUCUGACGAUGCAGAUAUCGUCGUGUCCUUCGCUAAACGAUAUCAUGACGAUUCGUACCCCUUCGAUGGCCGAGGUUCAAUUCUCGCACAUGCCUUCUUUCCUGGGACGGGCCGUGGUGGUGAUGCACACUUUGAUGAUGACGAGCUAUGGCUGCUGCAGCCGAGAAAUGAUGAUGAAGAUGGAACAUCAUUGUUUGCAGUGGCCGCGCAUGAGUUCGGACAUUCUUUGGGCUUAAGUCACAGUUCGGUCAAGGGUGCUCUGAUGUUUCCGUGGUAUCAAGGUAUUCAGCCCAACUUCAAGUUACCAGAAGAUGACCGCAAUGGUAUACAACAAAUGUAUGGUCCAAAAGUAAAGCAAACAUGGGCGAGGAUUCCUUAUUACCGUCCAGCAGAGACACCACCACCGACCACCACAACGACGACAACCACAACAACAACUACUAGACGCCCCUACGUUCACCACUACCACCCAGAAAGACAUCCCAAUCACCGUCCCUACACCCCGCAAUACCCGCGCGACCCAAGCAGAUACCCUGCAUACUAUCCGAAAAGACCAACCUAUCCGGAAAGACCACACCAUCCGGAUCGUCGCCAUAACAACACUGAUGAGCAUCCUAGACGCACCCACAACCAUUACCCUCGACCAACGGAAACCACAACUCAGCCUACAACGUAUAGGCCACGGUAUCCGAGCGUCAAAGACGAGUAUCCGACACGACCUCGACCAAACUAUCCGACCGAUCCUAAUCAAGACUAUCCGAGAAGGAAACCUCAUUAUCCUGUCAAGACAACUACAACUGUGAAACCGAAGGUUGCAGACAAACCCGACAUUUGCGAUACUAGCUAUGACGCUGUCAGUGUGAUUCGUGAAGAACUCUUCAUAUUUAAAGACUUGUAUCACUGGAGAAAAGGUGCGCAUGGACUAUAUUCGGGAUACCCUAUUGAAAUUACCAGAAUGUGGGCUGAUUUACCGAGCAAUUUAACUCACGUUGAUGCUGUUUACGAAAGACCAGAUCGUAAAAUUGCUAUUUUUGUUGGUAAAGAACUAUAUCUAUUCAAUUCACAAUAUUUGGUACCAGGCUACCCUAAGAAAUUAGUUCAACUGGGAUUACCUUCUAGUUUAGAGAAAUUAGACGCGGCUAUGGUUUGGGGUCACAAUGGAAAAACUUAUUUCUACAGCGGAACUAUGUAUUGGAAGUUUGAUGAAGAUAUCGGGCGCGUUGAGCUGGAUUAUCCCAGAGAUAUGGCAAUGUGGAAAGGAGUUGGCUACAACAUCGACAGCGUAUUCCAGUGGAAAGACGGUAAAACCUAUUUCUUCAAAGGAAAAGGCUUUUGGAAAUUCAACGAUGUGCUUAUGCGAGUCGAACAUGAGAAACAGAAUUCAUCAGCUCAAUACUGGAUGGCGUGUCCUAAAGAAAGAGCUGGACGAAGAGCACCAUUCCAGGCCUUGCCAGCACCAGGCUCGACUCUGCGCUCACCUAGUCCUGCUGGAAGAAAUGCUCCAAACCCCUUCAUAUGUAUUGCUCUCCUAGUACUUUUAAUUGUAAAAUCAUUAAUAAAAAACGCAUGAAAAUAUUUAUAGAUAAAUCGGCUAAACAAGUACAUAUCGAGUCUAUGUCUGAUUUUAUGCCUAGAAUAACAAAUGCGCAAACACUACACUGCCUUUAAAUAUUAGUAUUAUUAAAGUAUGCCCUCAUAUUAUAAUAACUAUUAAUAUAUUAGCUUAAUAGUUAAAUGUAGCGAUAAUUUUCGUUAGUCGUAUAUUAUGUACAAUUUGAUCUCAAUAUGAUCGAGUGCUUGUUUUGUGAACUGUAAGGUAUAUAACACCAUUUCUUUAGCUGUAUUAUACUGCUGUGUCGUGUCUUGACAUCUAGUUUGGGAUUGAAGCUAAUUCAAGACGAAUACACACAUUUAAUCUUAUAACUACUUACAAAUAGAUAUUAUCUGUAAAUAUAGUAAUAUUUUGUCAUAUAACUCUACAGAUAUAUAUUUUUCUGAAGUCGUAAUAAAAUUCCCAUAGAAUGCCUUAAUAAUAUAAGAUGUAGUUGAAAAAUGAAUAUGUGUGUAUAAAGAUAAAUAUUUACUUAUAGAAUUAUACAAAUUGUAUAACAAUCAUGCUGGUUAGCGGUUCACAUUAUUCGGUAAUUUGUAAAAUAUUAUAUUAUAGAGACAUUACAGUAAUGAUAGCUUUGUAAAGUGUAAUAAUUAUUUUAUCAUUUACAUAUAUUCUAUUUUAUAAUCAUCUCUCUCCUAUAUCUAAGUACUAUAUAUUAUAUAACGAUUAUGUAAGUACCUAUUGCGAGAUAUUAUUAAUAAUCUAAUGCUUUUUAUACAAUAGUUUAACUAUAAUUAUAGUAAGCCAUCUUUAUUAUAUAGUUAAAAUAAAUGAAUACUGUAACAUCUAAUAUCUGUCAGUAAUUGCUAAUCGUCAAAGUAACAGAAUUUUUCGCUUGCAAGCUAUACAAUAUAGAAACAUGGCUAAAUAUAAGGUAAUUUUAAGCAAGUAAUGGAUAUAAUAUAUAUAUAUAUAUACUUGUUUAAUCAUAAUUAUUAUGGUGCUUUAUAUCUAGAUAGAAUUGUACAGAAUAAAUUUACAGUUUAGAUUCAAUACCGAAGUGUCAUAAUAAAUAUAAGUUGCCUAAUGCACUACUGAAUUACACAAAAUAAUAUAUACUGCGUUGGGGUUUGUUCGGAAGUGAUAGAUGGGGUGAGAUCAAUAUACUCUCAACCUAUCUAUCACUGUUUUUAAUUUUAAUAUAGGUAUUCAAAUUAUUAACAAAUAAGGAGCUCUUUUUAACUAUAACCAACAUAAUGUGCAAUGCUAUUUUUAUCGGGCCCCGCCAUUAGUCAGGCCGCACCCCAGAAAUAUAUUUGUGGCUCCACAUUUUUUAACGCACCACAUAACGCUUCCAUAUAACUGAAUGGAAGUACACACAAAAGGCACGUAUGUAGCCGUAUGUAGCACGUGUGUGUAGUGUUCAGCCGUUUGUGGAGGAAUCAAGCGUGGCACAAGUAUGUCCGUUGUGCGGCCCGACUAAAUCCGCGUUAGCUUUUUAUUUUAUCAUGAAUCUAAGGUUUACAAACUAUUUAUAAGUUUACAAGGUAGUACAGUCUUUUCUCGCUUACCUCCGUUCUUUCACUGGCAUUUCUUAUAAGCCUCAACGUUAAGCAAGUAUAAAACUUUACUAUAAAUAUUUGUACAAGAAGUACCUAAAUUUAUUUUAUUUGUUCUUACUUUAUUUAUAAAAGGUUUCCUACCUAUUAUAUUAACUAAUAUAAAAAUAAUCCGACGUAACUUCGACGCGUUUUAAGUGUAUAAGAGACAAGCUGGUGUGAAGAGCUGUCUUUAGUAAUAAGCUGAGUUCAUAUAGAUACGCCCAAGGAAAGCAUACAAACGAAGUAUAAAGAUUGUUUGUACGUUUCGUGUAUGUGAACAAGGGCUUACGUGACAAGUUAAGUUAAGCGUAAUUAAUAAAUUAAUAUUACUUAAGGAAAUAAAUCCAUCAUCACAGAUAAAUAAGUACAUGAAAAUCAACAAUCAGUGAAUGUAUACUUAUAUCUAAUAUAGUAUCUUUUUAAAAAUUUGCUUCAUAAACCACUGUGGCGUAUUUCUUUAGUUUUUUUCUUUUCCAUUUAUAUAGGUAAGUAUAAUAAACAGAGUGAUAUGUCAUUUAAUUCAAUAAAUAUAACAAGUGAAAAUUACCAGCCUAGCGAAACUCUCCAAGAAUAAAGCGAAUCACUCGAAUGUAUAAAACGUGCAGUCAUUGAUAGAUUGACACAUGAAGGCUUUAUCUUGGAAAAAAUAGAGAUAGCCGAAAUCCACUACUUUUUUAGCAUAUUAUGUUCGCUUUCAAACUUAGCCAGAUUAUUAAUAAUACUACUAUCAAUACGUCGCCAAUCGCUAUUCUGUAAAUACUACUAUUUCAAACUUACGUCAAAUCACUGCACGUUUCAUACUUUGAUAUAAUAUUAUAAUUAACAACGAAAAUGUUAAAUAAUAAAUGACUAAGAUAUUGUAUGUAGGUAACCCUUAACAGCUCAUACAUUUUAAAUACUUUUUUAUCAAUCUCUUGAAACUUGAACAUCGAUAUUUGCGAAUUCAACAUUCGCGAACAUCUUUCUGAGCGAAUACCUACCGGGGGAGCAGGGGCAUAAUUUCACCAAAUAAAUAAAUAAAUACGUCUGUUAAUUUUAACUACCACAAUGAAUGGACUCAAGAUGGCGGAUUAGACUGUACGAAGAUUGUAGAUAUACGUGGAAAAUUGAGAAAUCAUAAUACCUAAGUAUAUGAAUAAGUUACGUAAUAUGCAGUAUCUAGAAAACAUGUUUGGAAUAGUAAAUAACUAUAGUUUUUUAUACCUAUCUAUUAAUGAAACAAAGCACUCUUAUUAAUUAGAUUUAAUUUUAGAAAAUUUGUGACUUGUAUUAGUUAAAAUAUUUUUGUUACUUAGAUACUCUUGAUUUGGCUGGUUUCAUUAUUAUAAAAAUGUUUAGGUAAUAUCCAUGUGUUUAACAUGCUCGGAUUUGGUACGGCCGGACCAUCGGACGGUCCGGUGGCCGACGCCAGGUGACGCUUUUGACACUUAACAGCAACGUAGCACAGAUAAUGUUUAGGUUUGAACAUAUUCCAUUCACACUAACAUCGUAAAAAAAUCAAAAUAUUAGUCUAUGGUAACGAUAAACGAUAAGGAAUUCGAACAUUUGUUAGAGUAGGGUAGUUGCGAUAUAUUUGGAGUAUUAUCGUAUCGUUCCGAAUGUAUCGUUGUCGAUUUUGCGAGUAGACCUCCAGGACUGGUCUGGCGUCGUACUCAGUUCUUCAGUACAGUCUGGAAGUAAUAAUAAUAAUUUUGUGUGAUAGACAAUGUGACAUACCUACCAUCUAAUGUUAUGGACCGCUACCGGACCUCGUCCGAUGGUUAUGCCGUACUAAGACCGAGCAUGUGUAACUUAAAACACCGAAUCAAAUGUAUUACCAGCGGAUGACAUCUGCUUCAUUUAAAAUUAAAUAUUUACCUACUUUAAAAAGUCCGAUGUAUUUAUAACUAUUCUGAUGCAAUAUUUAUUUUGUAGUUAAUUUGAAAUUUCAUUGGUCACAAAUGAUAUUAUAAUAACUGUGAUAUUUACUUUUAUAAAAUGCCAUUCUUAAUUGGCAAUAAAGAGAUCAAAAUUUUUUACUCCAUUAAUACCUACAAAAAUAUAUUGCGUAGGUAAACGUUAUCUUAAGUAUUAAUAAUUUAUAGGUGACAUAACAGGAAAAAUAAAAAUUAUAUUAAUGA
Messenger RNA from Leptidea sinapis, 6528 nucleotides. RefSeq names its product matrix metalloproteinase-2-like. Lineage: Eukaryota; Metazoa; Arthropoda; Insecta; Lepidoptera; Pieridae. The record is from RefSeq and is a predicted model, not a curated record. Gene Ontology annotation, cellular component: extracellular matrix. Gene Ontology annotation, biological process: collagen catabolic process; proteolysis; extracellular matrix organization. Bases 486 to 2822 code for a protein of 778 amino acids. The transcript is spliced from 12 exons. Gene Ontology annotation, molecular function: zinc ion binding; metalloendopeptidase activity.